This is a messenger RNA of Hippopotamus amphibius kiboko, 3369 nucleotides long. RefSeq names its product microtubule associated protein 7 (gene MAP7). Gene Ontology annotation, cellular component: microtubule cytoskeleton. Gene Ontology annotation, biological process: microtubule cytoskeleton organization. Bases 91 to 1953 code for a protein of 620 amino acids. The transcript is spliced from 16 exons. NCBI's taxonomy places the organism in Eukaryota, Metazoa, Chordata, Mammalia, Artiodactyla, Hippopotamidae. The record is from RefSeq and is a predicted model, not a curated record.
CUGGGCCGCGGGCCCGGGAGGCGGGGGGCCGGCGGGAGCCAAGCCGAGGAAGAGGGCGGAGCGGCUCUCCGGGCGCGUCAUCGGAGCACCAUGGCGGACCUGGGAGCCGGCGGCGACCGCCACACGGGCGGCGAUGGCGCUGCGCAGAGCGAAGCAGCACCUGACGGCAACAAAGUGCAAGAUAAGAAAACCACUGCCUCCAACCGGCCCUCCUCUGCUAUUUCAGGACCAAAUAGCAACCACUCAGGAAAUAAACCAGACCCUCCACCUGUGCUGCGGGCUGACGACCGGCAGCGGCUGGCGAGGGAACGGCGUGAAGAGCGGGAGAAGCAGCUAGCUGCCAGGGAAAUAAUCUGGUUAGAGAGAGAAGAGCGGGCCAGGCAGCACUACGAAAAGCACCUGGAGGAGCGGAAGAAGAAGUUAGAAGAGCAGAGACAGAAGGAAGAACGGAGGAGGGCUGCUGUGGAGGAGAAGCGAAGGCAGAGACUUGAGGAGGACAAGGAGCGCCAUGAAGCCGUUGUACGACGUACAAUGGAAAGGAGCCAGAAGCCAAAACAGAAGCACAACCGGUGGUCAUGGGGAGGUCCUCUUCACGGGAGCCCCAGCAUCCACAGUGCAGAUCCAGACAGGCGGUCAGUUUCCACCAUGAAUCUUUCGAAACAUGUUGAUCCCGUCAUUAGCAAGCGGCUCUCCUCCUCAUCUGCAACUUUACUAAAUUCUCCAGAUAGAGCUCGCCGCCUGCAGCUCAGCCCAUGGGAGAGCAGCGUGGUUAACAGAUUGCUGACGCCCACACAUUCGUUCCUGGCCAGAAGUAAAAGCACAGCUGCCUUGUCUGGAGAUACAGCAUCUUGCAGCCCCAUCAACAUCAUGCCCUACAAAGCUGCACACUCUAGAAACCCGAUGGAGCGACCAAAAUUCUUUGUAACACCACCCGAGGGCUCCACGCGAAGGAGGACUGUUCACGGCACAGCGGGCUAUAAAAGAGAGAGGGAGAGAGAAAACGUACCCUUCCACCUCAUACCUGGUGCCCAAAGGGCUCUAUCUCCAUCUCAUCCCAAAGCCAGAUUGCCAGCUUCCUCCCGACUUUGGCUCCCAUCCAAGUCCUUUCCCCAUUUGCCUGGCACCCCCAGACCAGCAUCCUCCACGCCUCCUGGACCAGUCAAAGCUGCCCCUGCUCAGGUCCGGCCCCCCUCGCCCGGCAACAUCCGCCCCAUCAAGAGAGAAGUCAGAGUGGAACCUGAAAGAAAAGACCCUGAGAAGGAUCCUCAGAAAGUUGCCAACGAGCCCUCACUAAAGGCCAGAGCACCUCUGGUGAAGGUAGAAGAAGCCACAGUUGAAGAGGGGACAUCGGUUGAGCCAGAGGUUGUCCCUGCUGCUCCAGCGGCAGCCUCAGCUCCAGCCCUGGCCCCGAUACCAGCCCCAUCACCCACUGUGACUGCCAGUGCUUCUCCAAAGACCUCUGCGGGCACCACUGACCCAGAAGAGGCCACGAGGCUGUUAGCUGAGAAAAGGCGGCUGGCCCGAGAGCAGAGAGAGAAGGAGGAAAAGGAGAAGAGGGAGAAGGAAGAGCUCGAAAGACAAAAGCGAGAGGAACUGGCCCAAAAGGUGGCUGAAGAGCGAUCCCGCCGAGAGGAGGCGGCCCGCCGGCUAGAAGCUGAGCAAGCCCGGGAGAGGGAAGAGCAGCUGCGGCGGCAGGAGGAAGAGCGGGCCCGGCGCGAGCAGGAGGAGAUGGAGCGGGUCCAGAAACAGAAAGAAGAAGAAGCUCGUAUUCGGGAAGAAGCAGAGAGGGUCCGGCAGGAACGAGAGAAGCAUUUCCAGAGAGAAGAGCAGGAGCGCCUGGAGAGGAAGAAGAGACUUGAGGAGAUUAUGAAAAGAACCAGAAGAACAGAAGCUGCAGAUAAGAAAACUGUUGAUCAGAGAAACGGAGCUCUCACUGGAGGAACAGGCCUGUGAGAUAGGAGAUGCCUUAUCUUGGAGUCAGCAAGCAUUUCCGGAAAUGUUUUGCGUGCCAGGCCCUUUUGUAGGUGCUAGGAUUCAGUGUGAACAGGUCAGGCAAGGUCCCUACCCUCUAAGAACACUCAGAUUGAGGGACGCAGCUGGAGUCCAAGUCAUCAGCUUGUAAUUAGGCUCCUUCCAUGAUUCCAUGUGUCUUCAUGAUUGUACACACAGGUGGUUGAUCGAUAGCUCAUUAUUCAGUCUUCCUCUUUCAUCAUCUGCAAUAUCAGCAUGAAAGAAAGGACCAGAGAUACCUCAGUUUCUUUUUGCUGUUUCUUAAAGACUGGAUGGAGUAAAGAUAUAGUGAAAUGAUUUACAUGAAAGAAUAUUCUCUGUAAACUCUAGGAGUUUUCAAAUGUGAAAUGUUGGUAUUUGGGGAUUUGGUUUUACUUCAGUAGAGGCUAUCCUAGUUCCUCUAUGUCACAAUCCCUUCAUAGUGGUGUUUUAAAGAUGCCCUAAUUACAUUUGUUUGGAGAAUAGCCUAAUGGUUGUGUAUUAAUCGCACUGCAUUUUUAACAGGUUGUCUCCAAAAACAUUGACAUAUUGCACUUGGGGGCUUGAAGCAGGCAUGGCACCCAGUGAAUGAUCAGAAUGAGCAUUUUCAGAUGUAAAUUGCAGCGACUGAGGAUUAUUUGAGGAGCUAAUGCUGUAGUUUUUGCAUGGCCAGGCUCCUUGUUGGAUUUUUUGUUUUUCCAUCUUUCUUCUUCCUGCUGUUCCCCUAUCAAUUCUUUUAAUAUUCUUUACACCUCAAGUUUGAGAAUGAACAGUGGCAAGAGGGAAGGUGAAACUUGUCAAUCACCACCCGUGCUUAUCAACUCAUAAUAAAUUUUGUUUGAGUUCAUACUGCUAAAAAGAGGCCUGAGGAUUAUCUAACACAUGUUCCUCUUCUCCUGGUCCCACAUGUGGUUGAGGACUAAAUGGUAUCACCAGUGCUCCAAAGAGAAUUCUAGGCUGGGCAGGCAAGUGAGUUUGCAGACCUAUCAGAAUUCUCAAAAGCUGGUAAUAGGCAUCUUCUAAGUUAUUGACCUCUUCUUUGCUUCAGUUACUAGAUUCUUUGUACCUCUGAUAAUUUUAUUGAAUUUAUACUAGGCUGUGAAAUAACACUUCUUUGGAAUUAUUUCAGUUAUUCUCUCACAUCAAGCUGAAACCAUAAACUGCCACAAAGGUCCCUGAAACUGUGACCUAUAUACGUUUUACAAGACUUUACAUAAACCUGGGCCAGAUUUUAAAGUCAGUCAUCAAAAAGAUCUCAUUAGGGGCUUCCUAGGUAGCACAGUGGUUAAGAAUCCACCUGCCAAUGCAGGGGACAUAGGUUCGAUCCCUGCUCCAGCAAGAUCCCAUAUGCCAUGGAGCAACUAAGCCCGUGUGCCCCCC